Molecule: messenger RNA, 492 nt
Organism: Tauraco erythrolophus (red-crested turaco)
Lineage: Eukaryota; Metazoa; Chordata; Aves; Musophagiformes; Musophagidae
Gene: CIMIP5
Product: ciliary microtubule inner protein 5
Source: RefSeq, a predicted model, not a curated record
AUGCACAAGCUGGGAAAGGAUUCUGGAUUCACCAGAAAUACCUUGGUUAGGUCUUGGCAACCAGCAACCACACCUCUGGGGCAACCAGCCUCAGCUCCAUCUGUGUCUCUCGGCAGCACCCAACCCAGAAGACCUAUCACUGCACAACCGGCUACUCAGGCCUGGGCAGACGAGGAGGCAGCACUGCAGCAGGACCAGGUUCAACAGGAUAAAAUCUGGAGAGAGUCUGUGGAAGCUGAACAGAGAGGAAGAAAAAUCUGGUACCAGAACUGGAGUUUCCUAAAGGACUAUGACCAGAUGGGUAGGAAAAAGGAGCAGAAGCCACUGCCAAACUAUAUGCCUGUGUUCUCAAGCACAGUUCCCAACUCGACCAACCAGACUAUUGGGAGUCGAAUGAAUACUGAACUUGGCAGGGCUCUGGUAAACAUGGAUUACUUCUUCAGCAGUGGAGCACGAAAAAGGAAACUUGAGGGUGAACUCCAGCUUUCCUAG